Lathyrus sativus (Indian pea) is the source of this 1236-nucleotide messenger RNA. NCBI's taxonomy places the organism in Eukaryota, Viridiplantae, Streptophyta, Magnoliopsida, Fabales, Fabaceae. The record is from the annotation of a GenBank genome assembly.
AUGAAUGCACUAGCAGCCACCAAUAGAAACUUUAGGUUGGCUUCAAGGCUUUUGGGUUUGGACUCAAAGAUUGAGAAAAGUUUGUUGAUUCCAUUCAGAGAAAUUAAGGUUGAGUGUAGCAUUCCAAAAGAUGAUGGAACUUUGGCUACUUUUGUUGGAUUUAGGGUUCAACAUGAUAAUUCUAGAGGUCCAAUGAAAGGAGGGAUAAGAUAUCAUCCUGAGGUUGAACAAGAUGAAGUGAAUGCAUUAGCACAACUAAUGACAUGGAAAACAUCAGUUGCAAAUCUACCGUAUGGGGGUGCAAAAGGAGGAAUAGGGUGUGAUCCUUCUGAGUUGAGUGUCUCUGAGUUAGAAAGACUUACUAGGGUUUUUACUCAGAAAAUUCAUGAUCUUAUUGGUGUUCAUACUGAUGUUCCUGCACCUGACAUGGGAACUGGACCACAGACAAUGGCAUGGAUAUUAGAUGAGUAUUCAAAAUUUCAUGGUCAUUCUCCUGCAGUAGUUACUGGAAAACCUAUAGAUCUUGGUGGAUCUCUAGGAAGAGAUGCAGCUACAGGAAGAGGUGUCUUGUUCGCAACAGAGGCUUUGCUUAAUGAAUAUGGAUUGAAUGUAUCUGGUCAACGGUUUAUCAUACAGGGUUUUGGAAAUGUAGGAUCAUGGGCUGCACAAUUAAUAAAUGAGAAGGGUGGAAAAAUUGUUGCUGUGAGUGACAUAACUGGAGCUAUAAAGAAUAGCAAUGGUCUUGACAUUCCAAGUCUACUUAAGUAUUCAAAAGAGAACAAAGGAAUUAAAGGAUUUCAUGGUGGCGAUUCAAUUGAUCCCAAAUCAAUUUUGGUUCAAGAUUGUGAUGUUCUUGUUCCUGCAGCUCUUGGAGGAGUCAUCAACAGGGAAAAUGCAAAUGAGAUUAAAGCUAAAUUUAUUGUGGAAGCAGCAAAUCACCCAACAGAUCCAGAAGCUGAUGAGAUCUUAAAAAAGAAAGGUGUUGUGAUCCUUCCGGAUAUUUUAGCGAAUUCAGGAGGAGUUACCGUUAGUUACUUUGAGUGGGUACAGAACAUACAAGGGUUCAUGUGGGAAGAAGAAAAGGUGAACAAUGAGUUGAAGAGAUACAUGACAAAAGGUUUCAAAGAUGUGAAAGAAAUGUGCAAAACACAUAAUUGUGACCUUCGUAUGGGAGCAUUUACCCUAGCAGUUAACCGUGUAGCAAGGGCCACUGUCCUUAGAGGUUGGGAAGCUUAA